Glycine soja is the source of this 789-nucleotide messenger RNA. RefSeq lists its product as uncharacterized. The transcript has a single exon. The record is from RefSeq and is a predicted model, not a curated record. NCBI's taxonomy places the organism in Eukaryota, Viridiplantae, Streptophyta, Magnoliopsida, Fabales, Fabaceae. Gene Ontology annotation, molecular function: RNA-DNA hybrid ribonuclease activity; nucleic acid binding. Bases 1 to 789 code for a protein of 262 amino acids.
AUGGCCUUGUUCGGGGAAGAGGUGGAGGAUGAAGAUAGGGAUAAGUGGAUCGUGUGGUUCGAUGGCGCAUCCAACGCCCUAGGCCAUGGAGUUGGGGUAGUUUUGGUCACUCCCGACAUUCAAUGCAUACCCUUCGCGACAAGGUUGUGCUUCGAUUGCACAAAUAGCAUGGCUGAAUACGAGGCAUGUGCCCUUGGGAUCCAAGCAGCAAUUGACUUCAACGUCAAAUUGCUCAAAGUAUACGAAGACUCAGCCUUGGUGAUCAAUCAAUUGAAAGGAGAAAGGGAGACCAGGGAUCACAAAUUGAUACCUUAUCAAGCCUACAUCAAGAAAUUGAUGGAGUUCUUCGAUAAUAUCUCCUUCCACCAUAUUCCCAAAGAGGAGAAUCAAAUGGCCAAUGCGCUUGCUACUCUAGCAUCCAUGUUUCAGUUAACCCCGCAUGGAGACUUAUCGUACAUCCAGUUCAGAUGUCGCGGCAAGCCUGCACAUUGCUGCUUGAUAGAAGAGGAGCAAGACGGUAAACCGUGGUACUUCAACAUUAAGCGAUACAUCGAGGACAAGGAGUACCCACGAGAGGCUUCCGACAAUGACAAGAGGAUGAUGCAAAGAUUAUCAGCUGGCUUCUUUUUAAGCGAAGGUAUUUUGUACAAGCAAAAUCAUGAUAUGGUCUUGCUCCGAUGUGUGGACGCCAGGGAGGCCAAACAUAUGCUCGUGGAGGUGCAUGGGGGGUCCUUUGGGACUCAUGCCAAUGGACAUGCCAUGGCCCGGAAGAUUCUAAGGGUAGGAUGA